AGAUAUGUCAAUCGCUACGUUGUGCACUGAGCUUCGCGGAAAUGUGGCUAUCACAUCAGUGCCUGUCAGGGCUCGAAACCGGUUUAAAUAUCUUCGCAGAUGGAAAUUUCGAGGCAAUUGUAUUCUGGAGGCUGGCAUUUAAGUUGUCGACCGGGGAUAACUUGGCUGUUUGCGAAAAUGAAGCUUGAGAAGAUAUACUCAUCUUCGUUGUCAGUAUUGCUACUGAUGUUUGUGGGUAAGCGACAAGCUCUUUUUUUAUUUCACGUGCAGAUUUAUGAAAGCUCUAGUGAUGACUCAAUUUUUAUUUUUUUUCUCAAUCUAUUCUACUUAUUUGAGGAAUGGUCGAGAGAAGAAAAUAUUAUCAGCAAUAAUUCAACUGAAUCGCUUCAAAUAAAUUCUAAUGGCGGAAAAAAUCAACGGAAUGCAACAGUUCCGGUUUAAUUCCUCGUAGAUAAAACUGAAGAGUGUAAAAGAUGAAACCAACGAGUCACUCCCAUUUCUUGCUCGCUGUUCCUCAAAGUAUAAUUUACUGCAGUCAGUUAGUAACUUGUUGCGAUUGUAGUAGUUACCAAACAAUAAUAGUUGCUAGACCACAUCAUUAAAAGGCUGAUAAUUCUUACAUCAACAACAACUUGCGCUUUAAUAAGCAAUUCUACUUUCAAGGAAAUUUGUUUCAGAGUAAGAAUUAGAAAACCAGUUUAAACGGCCUCAAAGGUUACCACAAAAUCAAUGCAAUAAUCUCUUAAACAAGAACUUGGAUGGAUUUGUGUAGGUUUAUCGUUCUCAGAUGACGAACGAUUUGAAGGAAAUCUAAUAUAUAAAUUCGUAUACAAUUCAUAUAUUCAUUUCAGAAAUGAAAUUUCAAACCGCCACGUUCUCAAGCUCUGCUCUCUUGAAAGGAAAAGUAAUGUUGGGUGAAGAAAUCUGCUCAGAAAAAAAAAUUGAUACAAGAAGAAAUUUCUGCAUAAUAAUUUCCUUUAUACAAUUCUAUACUCCGUAUUGCACGACUGAGAAAUAGUUCCUUAUAUCUACUUCCUGCAGUUACUAAAAACUAGACAUGAACUCGAUAUGAAGUUUCAGACCAAAUGCAAAGAUCGACUGUUUUAAUAAAUGUUACAAAUAAGAUAUUAGGAAAUAUACAGGAAGUCCCGCCUGGGGUUAGGAACCUUGAACACUUUCGUUUGUUGUAUGGCAAAGCUUUCUUAGUUAAUUGUUGCAAUCUUGAUGAACGUCGGUUUUAGCAAUUUGACACCUAUCGACUCAUAUUUUUACUCAAAGAAUUCGAAAACGUCGACAUAAUCUGAGUUGGAUCUUCUUCCGCUUUCAUACUUGUUUAAUAACGCCUGCACGAAAUUAGACCAUGACUCAGGGAAGUUUGUUCGUGGCCCAUAAAGAACCUUCUCACUCUGAAACAACCUAAACUUGCCAUUGAAACCCUAGUACGUGAUGAUUAAGACAGAUGCUGUUUCACGGUAUUACCAUCAGGUUAUGUUUGCUUUUCAAGAUAAUUUCGAAGAGAAUCGGAUUUCCGAAAAAAGUGGCACGGAAGCAAUUUAGUGAUGUUCUCGAAUUCCAUAACACGCAACCGGACGUAAUUUGUUCUAUGAUUCUCAGUGCAAUUUCUCUAAAACUCCUUACUGUACAAUGAUUAACUAAAACAAAUCUAUGAAACUGGUCUGAGAUUGUCGUCAUAUGGACACAGUUUGAGAAAUUUAAGACUCAUCUGAUUCAUGACUAGCCGCCAACGACCUUACCAGUUUCCUCCCGGUAAAUCAGGGAAAUAUCCGGCCUCGCUAUUUGCGAACGAGAUCUCGAGGAGCACACGAGCCUUGAAUCUCUCAUGAACAUAUCAGUAUUAUACUUAUGAAAGAGUUGUGAAGACAAUAGAAACUGAGCUGGCACUGUUGAGUGGAGUCAUACUGAGACAACCUCUUAGUGGAACUUUCACUCGAAUAAUUAAUAAGAACGCUAUUAUUAAAAGUGUAGACCGGGCUGAAAAGGCUGCUCGUCAAAUUAAAAGGAGUUUUCUUAAAAACGAAAACACUACAAACAUUGUUAUUACUUUCGAAAACUAUUGUAGGUCCCUCAACGGAAAUGCGGUUAAAAGAAUUUGUGUUCUUUGUCUACGUACCCCUUUGUUUGAGUUCCGCAUAGCUUCAUUUCUUUGUUAAUUAUCAUUUUCAGUUCCCUGUGUUGGUGCGGAUCUCAAAUGCUACCUUUGUUUAUCGUAUAAAUCUUGGGAGGACUGUAAAAAGACUGAAAAACUUGUCGAUUGUACACCUGGUCACGAUGAAGUCUGCAUUACGCAACAUAAAGUGACAAAGGAUGACAGCUCAAACAAAGGAUACAAAGAAGCUUUUAUAAAAAUGUGCGGUCAAGCAAGACUGUGCGCUGUCAAAGAUUGCGAGAAGCGUAGUACAAGUUGCCAGAUUGACUGUUGUCAUCGCGACGGCUGUAACACCGCAACAAAACGAGCGGCUGAUAUGACGAACACAUUGCUGGGAGGUGUGCUGGUAAUUUUGAUUUGUCUUCUACAGUUGAAUUGUGUUCUCUAAGUGCUAGGCGUUUUCAAGCACCUUUAAAAAAAAUAGAAGAUUUUUAAAUACGAACAAACACAACCAGUCCGCAAUACUAGGAAAAAAAGUUCAAUUUGAUUUUCACUUACACGGGUAUCACCGCGUUUGACCCGCACUGCCUAAGAGAUAAGUCCCACUGGAUUUGUACCAAAACGGGUCUGCGACCCACGAUGAUACGGGAUGAGUCCCAAUUGACUUGCAACAAAACGGAACUACGACCCGCAAUGAGACGGGUUUAGUCCCGAUUGACUUGUGCCAAAACGGGUCUGUGACCUUGAACGACACGGGAUAAGUCCCGAAUUACUUAGUAACAAAACGGGUUUGUGACCUGAAAUGAUACGGGAUAAGUCCCGAAUUGCCAUGCAUGUGCUCCAAACAACACUUACAGGGAUCAUGCGUAACCGGAACUGAUAUACUUCACGGAUAACUAUGCCAGCAACUCUGUGGAUUGGCUGGGAAAAUGUCAUUUAAAACUUUAGAAAAAAUUGUACAUUUUCAACAGCAAUUCAUCUGAUUACAUAAGCUUCACUGCCUCGAAUCAAAAUCAUCCAUCUCAUUUUUCGACUGAGUGGCUAAAUUUUAUGUGAAGGGAUAUCUUUACAUUUCUUAUC
This is a messenger RNA of Pocillopora meandrina, 3187 nucleotides long. The record is from the annotation of a GenBank genome assembly. Lineage: Eukaryota; Metazoa; Cnidaria; Anthozoa; Scleractinia; Pocilloporidae.